GGACCUUAUCAACAAAUUAUAUAAAGGUGUUGACGGUUACUACAGCAGUUGGGACCACAGAUCAAGUUACAAAGCAACAGCAGAGCUAACGUGUACACUACAAAAGAGAGAAUGCUAAAUCAACGUUCUUAGCAGUUAUUUUGUGCUUUUUUGUUCAGCAAAAGAUGACUUGUAUAUCGAAAAACCUAAUACUCAAACGACAUAUCACAUCCACGGCAAUCGAAAUACGGAAUGAACGCCUCUGGUCAGGCUGCUCAAGGUCGUUGAAACGAAACGGCGGGCAGACUUGAACUUUAGUUCAUAGAAAUUCAUGUAAGUAAAUGAGAGCUAGCGCUAGUGCUUAUACUACCGCACCGUCUAAUCCACCAUCUAUUCAUCAUGAACCAAACUCCAAUAUCUUCAGAAACUCUAUAGAACAUUCACAGAGCCUUACUUCUAGUAACAGCAUAGUUAACACUGUUUCAUCACUAUCAAGAGAUAAACCUAUUAAUGAGGCAGGACCUAUGGAAUCAUAUGAUAGUCUUAACCUGCAGAACCGUUUGGAAAAUUUUAAACAUUGGAGUGUAACAACAUUCAAAUGCACAAAACAAAUGAUUGAAGAAAAACUUGGAACAGCAAGUGUAACAUGUGAUCAAGAAUUAGAGGAUCGAAUUUCAAUGUUUAGAAAUAUGCAUCAACAGUAUAAAAUAUUGCAUAACCUCGCUGAAAAGUUAGCUAAUAGUUUUCGUGAAACUAUUCAUCAUCAACGUGCAUUUACGAGUCAUAUGACUACUUUAAUUGUACAGCAGCCUGAUUUAAGCAGUGAAUUCACCUAUAAUACAGAAACCCAACGUAUUGUUAUAUCAAAUGGAGAAAAAUUACUGGCAUCAUUAAACCAUUUUGUUAAUUCUUUGAACACACUGGUUAGUCAUACAUUUGAAGAUACAUGGACUACUGUUUCUAGUAUGCAGUCGGCUCGUAUACAAUAUGAUGCUUAUCGUAACGAAAUGAACCAAACAAAAAGUAAAAAACCUAAUGUUAAUAAUAAUUCUGACACUGUCACACCCACUACGAUCACAUUGUCAGGGAACUCAUUUGCCACUGACUUGAUUCACGAUAAUCAUAAUUUACAAUCACGAUUAGAUGCAGCUUGUGGACGGUAUUCCCAAUUGAGAAAAGCUGUUCUAUGUAAAUUGGAAUUUUUACAAGAAAACAGGGGUUAUGAUACAGUCUACCUGUUCAAACUGAAACGAAGGUAAAGUGUCAAACCUGCAAGCUAAUUAGUAAACGAUAACUGAUUUAAGCAGUCUCCAUUUUUAAAUGGGUGUCAUCAGUCAUUUUCUAUGUAAUUUAUCUACCACCAACAUCAAUGAUAUUGAUUCGAUAUUUUCAAUCUCUACUUGUUUCAUUUUCAUAUUUACACUUCGCUUGUUAUUAGUUGCGUGUUAUGCAACACCAACUAGUGCUUUUACAGAAUGCAACAUCAGCAUUCUUCUCUGGAAAUAAUCAACAAUUGGAUCAACUUUUAAACCAGUAUAAAAUCAAAUUGUCAAAUACACAAAAUGGGAUUAGCCAUUAAUUAGUUUUCUUUUUCUAUGUUACUGUUUCACUUGCAUUUCCUUUAUAUAAUAUGAAAUAAACACAUGUGAUUAAGUUUUGCCUUGUAUGUGCUGUGCGCCCAUUAAGUGAAAUACAUUCAUAAAAAUGAACUGCUAAUAUUUCUUUCGACAGAUCAUUUUCAGCCUAUAUAUGUAUUUACACACGAGUGCAAAAUUUGUGACUUAGGUGAUACUAAUUAUGGACAUUUACAGUGUUUUGAAUUUCGAACUUUUUAAUUAUUCUUAGUUUUUUAUUUGGUAAUGUGUUAUUCCGUUUGUAUUUACUGUUUAUGAAGUUGUUGCAUAUCUUCAGCAAUCUAUAUUUACAUUUAAGUAGUAAAUGUUUGUGAUUUUGUACAACUGCUAACCGGA
Molecule: messenger RNA, 1949 nt
Organism: Schistosoma mattheei
Lineage: Eukaryota; Metazoa; Platyhelminthes; Trematoda; Strigeidida; Schistosomatidae
Source: the annotation of a GenBank genome assembly